AUGGGUAAUUGUUUUGUAUCAAAACCUAAAAAAGAAAUUCAAUCAGAAGAUCAAAGCCCUGGGAAGGAAGCUUUAAAUUUAUUUAAAUAGAAAUAAAAAAUAAAAGAAGAUACUAUUACUGAGCAAGUAAAGAAUGGAGGGACAUUGUUAAAAUAAGAUUCUAAACAUGCAUCAGAUGUAAUCUAAGGUUAAGAUGAUGUAAGUGUUUCAUAAGAAAGUAGCAUAUAAAAUAAAGAAAUGAAAAAAAGAAUAAGAAAUUUGUAAAUGGGAUAUUAUAAAAAGAUGAAUUUGUGGAGAAUGUAGAGAAAAUAGAAAAAGAAAAGAAGCCUCAUGAUUAUUAGGUUAUUUUGAACGCUCUUGGUUAACAUUAUUUUUUUGCUCAUAUUAGUGAUUAACACAAGUAAUAAUUUAAUUAUGAGCCAAGAGAAGACAUUGUAAUGAAAAUGUUUUAUUGCAGAGUUACAGCAAAUGAAUUUGUAUUUUAAUAAAAUGAUUAAGCCAGCGCCUAUUUUAUAAUUGAUUAAGGAGUUUGUGAGAUAAUAAUAAAUGGGGAAGUAAAAAAAUAAUUAUCAACUGGAGAAGGUUUUGGAGAAUUAGCAUUAUUAUAUGGUGCUCCUCGUUCAGCAUCAGUUAAAACAAAAGAUGGUAAUUUUUUAAAUAUAAAAUUUUAGAGUGUUUUUUUUGGUGUAUUGAUAGAGGUACUUUUAGAGCAGCAGUUGAAGAAUUAGUUUAAAAAGAGUAUGAUGAAAAUAGAAAAUUUAUUGAUUCAAUAAAAUUUUUUGAAUGGAUGACAGUAGAUUAAAAGGAUAUGAUAGCAGGAGCGAUUAUUACAUAAUAAUUUAAGAAAGGUUAGGCUAUAGUAAAUGAAGGAGAUAUGGCUAGUUCAUAUUUCAUUAUAAAAUCAGGAAUGGUUAAAAUAAUGAAAGGAGGCAAUGAAUUAAGGUAAAUGUCUGCAGGAGAUUCAUUUGGAGAAUAAGCUCUAUAUUAGAAUUCUGUUAGAGGAGCUUCUGUAAUUGCAGUUGAUGAAAAUGUUUGUUGUUUAGCUAUUGGAAGAGAAACAAUUACUAAAAUUUUGGGUGAUAAAAUAUAAGUGAUUAUGUACAAUAAUCUUCUAAGAUGGAGCUUUGAAAAAAAUUAAUUGUUAUGUAAAUUAACAAAAAUUUAAAUUGAAAAAAUUGUGACUAAAAUUGAGACAGUCACUUAUGAAGCAAAUUAAAAGAUAUAUACAGCAGAUUAAACAUGUGAUAAAUUAGUUAUUGUUUUAGAAGGAAGGUUAUGCAAUGUAAGUAUAUUAAAUAUUGAAAAUUAAGAAAGAUAAAGAGAUAGCUACAAAAGGUUAAAUGGUUGGUGAUUAAUUUUUACCAAUAAAAAAUAGAGACAAAUUAGUUCCUUAUGAUAUUUUUUUAAAAGAAGGGGGAAAGGUUGCACAAAUACGUUUUGAUUUAUUUUUAGAAUGUAUAGGAGGUGAAUUAGAAUAAGUAAUUCAAAAGAAUGAAAACAAUCAUGAAGUGAAAUAUAUGUAGAGAUAAAUUUCAAAAUAAUAAGUGGAUUAUCUAAUUUUAGAAGAUAUGGUGCAUAUAAAAAAAUUAGGAUAAGGAUAAUUUGGUUCAGUUUAUUUGUGUAAAAAUAAAAAAGAUGGAAAAUAGUAUGCUUUGAAAUGCAUAAUAAAAAAUUAAAUAGUAGAACAGCAUUUAGAGAGUCAUUUAACAUAAGAGAAAACAGUUCUUGAAUAGAUUCAAUUUCCUUUAAUGAUGAGAUUUUAUAAAUCAAUGUAAGAUGAUAAUUUUAUCUAUUUUUUGGUGGAAUAUAUAAAAGGUUUGGAAUUAUUUGAUGUAAUAAGAGAUAUAGGAUUAUUAAAUACUUAUGAUUCUUAAUUUUAUAUUGCUUAGUUGUUACUUUGUAUGGAAUAUUUGCAUUCUCAUCAUAUAGUUUACAGAGACAUAAAGCCAGAAAAUGUAAUGGUAGAUCAUUAUGGGUAUAUUCGAUUGAUUGAUAUGGGAACAGCUAAAAUCUUGAAAGGCAAGGGUAGAACAUUUACUGUGAUAGGAACUCCACAUUAUAUGGCACCAGAGAUUUUAAAUGGAAAAGGUAUAAUAAUAAUAAUGCAAUAAGGUUAUUCAUAUUAUGUAGAUAUGUGGAGUAUAGGAAUAUGUCUAUAUGAAUUUAUGUGUGGUGGAGUUCCAUUUGCAGAAGAUGCAGAAGAUCCAUAUGAAAUAUAUGAGGAAAUCACUAAAAAAUAAAUAUCUUACCCUAAUCAUCUCAAAGAUAGAAAGGCUAAAAAAUUUAUAGACUAAUUAUUAAAUAAGACUCCAGAAAUUCGUUUAGGAGGAAGUUAUGCAGCUUUGAAAGCCAAUACAUGGUUUGAUGGAUUAGAUUGGGUAUUUGUGAUAUCAUAAUAUUAAUAAUAGGAUAAAUUAAUGGAUAAGGAACUAAAACCUCCUUACAUUCCACCAAAGGAUAGAUUAAUUGGAGAUAAAGAAAUUGUAUCAAUCGAGAAAUAAAACAAAAGUAUUUAGGGAGAAAUCAAAAAUGUAUAAGAUUUUAUAAUACGUAGGAUCUUGGUGAUAAAAAUAUUUAUAAGAAGGAAUUAGCUAAGGAUCCUCAUUGGGAUGAGAAAUUUAAUUGA
Messenger RNA from Paramecium sonneborni, 2626 nucleotides. The record is from the annotation of a GenBank genome assembly. NCBI's taxonomy places the organism in Eukaryota, Ciliophora, Oligohymenophorea, Peniculida, Parameciidae.